AUGUCGAGCGAUGCGUUUCCGUCCUGGGAACACCCUCUGGAAGGCGGCAUCAACAACAACCACCACAACAGUGAAGACGCUCGCUUCAUGAACGGAUCCCAUUUGGAUCGAUCACUCAAGGAGAAGAAGCGACAGCCGAGCGUCAAGUUGAAGGAUCCACCGAUUGGCUCUCUCUACCCGCACCGACGGUUGAGCUCGGAGGGUAUCGCCGGCAAUGCUGCCAUUAUGAGUGCAAGUACUCGUGGGGAAAUGCCUAGAAAACUACCACCAAAUCCUCAUAACAGGCGCAAGUCUGAUGGGGAUCCCUUGUUGAUGUACGACAAGGGUGGCAAGGAGGCAACGUUUAUCGUAGACUCUAUCCCCCUGAGCCCAGCUCGCAUGGCCUCCAUGAAGCAGGCACACCCGGACCAGACAAGGGGAGAUAGUACCACUUGUUCGGAAACCAAGUCCGUCUCGGAUGCGUCGUCGUCACUGCAGUCCCCCACCGAGACCAGUAGAGAAAGCUCCUCAGCAGCUUCUUUGGUUCCAGAUCAAGAUGCCUUUCACGAGAUGAACCCGGAUGUCUCUGCUCUGGGUUAUUCCAGGCGAACCCAAGACCACAAGGACGUUCCCCCUGCUACUACUAGGUAUGCCGGUUCACGGCACACCCGGAAGGAUCGAGACGCUCGGCGGUAUGAUCACUCGCCGAGGAGAAAUGAGGCCGACCCACCCCCGCCUCUGUCCCCGUAUCAAGAUCACUCCCAGACAGAUCGGUAUCGACAUGACGGUCCGCCCAACGAGGCAGAUGGCUUUCAUGACAGCAGACAUAGCAGGAAUAGGUUCCAUGACAGUCGGUCUCAGUUCGACGAACAUCAAGAUGGUCGUGUGUACGACCGUGGUGGUGGUGGUGGAGAAUACAACGGUGGUAGAUACCAGAGACGGUAUAGCCAGCGAGGAGCAGGCCCUCGUCAAGAAUACCACCACCAAGACGGCAGCCGCUAUGAUGACGACAACGCUUCGCGUGUGUCUCGCAGCAGCCGCUACCACCAUGCGGGGGAUCGGUCCGUGGCCAGCCGGGGCUACCCCGGAGAAGGUGGUCGCUAUGAUCAUCAUCAUCAUCACCAGGAUCGUUACGACAGCAGGCGUCAACAGCAUGACGACGACAUGUCACAGGUUUCUCGUGGCAGUCGCUACCAUGCGGGCGAUCGUUCCGUGGUCAGUCGCUACCAAACGGACCGGUCCAUUGCCGCGGGUGGUCGGUCGGUCGUCAGUCGAUUAGAUGACGAUCUGGGAUCGCGUCACUCUACCAUGUCUUAUUCGCAUAUGAGUCGCUAUGAGAUGGACAAGCCAACGCGCUAUCACAACGAUAGGCCCCAGCGAUCUUACUAUGACGAUGAGGCCUCACGGAGUAGCGCGCGCUACCAGCAGCAUCAAGGGCACCAGCACCGAGGAGGUCACCACUACGAAGACCGUUCUAGGAGAUCUCACUAUGAGCGAGACGAUGCGUCCCAUUCAAGGUAUCCCGAAGAUCGGCAUCGAGAAGACCCGUAUGCUGGCGGGAGGCAUAGCCGACCCGACGAGCAGGUCAGAUAUCGUGAGGACCCGUACGCAGGCAGCAGGCAUAGCCGCUCUGACUAUCAUGAUCCUCAUGCCGGCAACAGCAUCCGUCCAGAUCAUUACGACGGUCCCGGACACUACGACGGGCCUCCUCGACAACCAGAAGACCCUUACGCAGACCCAAGGUAUAGCAGGCAUCAUGAAGAUUACGACAAGGAAGAUGCCUACGGUGGGCACAGGGAUGACCAUCAUGGAGGCAGCAGGCACAGCAGGAGACCCGAAGACGAUCGAUACUCGAGCAGCAGGCACAGUAGGAGACCCGAAGAUUAUUCUGAGGAUAGGCGAAGAGAUGAUCGCUACGCGGGUAGCAGGCACAGUCGUCGUGAGGAGUAUCCAAGGCAACAUGAGGACAGGAGGUAUGAGGGACGGAGAGGGUAUGGCGAGGACGACUAUGGAUCAAGACACGCAGAGGACGGUCAAGGCAACGAGCGUCCUUCCGGUGUUUCUCCUUUUGCGUCUGCUGCCAGUUCUGACGGCAAGGACGAGGCACCAGAGCGCGAAGUUCACAUUGACAUUGGGUUUGGUACGAAGGCACGUCUUCGCAGGACCAAAGAAACCAUGGAUGCAAUCGCUCGAGAUUUCUAUGCGCCUUGUGUAUGCGUCGCUUGUAGUACUGAUCUUUUCUGCAUAGCGGAUGUCAAAUUCAUUGUGUGCCCCAAGUGCAAGACCAUCAGUCCUGCGGAUGCUGCGGCCACAGGCGAAGGAGGAACAGCAACGUCUUUCAACGGAAGCCCGAUCGAAAGGCGUGAUGUUGGUUUGGGAUUCACUUAUGACACAUUGUACAAGAUGCAGUCUGAUGUGGCACGGGAGAGAGAUGGACGUCGCAAGGUAGCAUUUUGA
Molecule: messenger RNA, 2436 nt
Organism: Seminavis robusta
Lineage: Eukaryota; Bacillariophyta; Bacillariophyceae; Naviculales; Naviculaceae
Source: the annotation of a GenBank genome assembly